Molecule: messenger RNA, 5271 nt
Organism: Echinops telfairi (small Madagascar hedgehog)
Lineage: Eukaryota; Metazoa; Chordata; Mammalia; Afrosoricida; Tenrecidae
Gene: ANO5
Product: anoctamin 5
Exons: 22
Coding region: 401-3136 (911 amino acids)
Biological process (GO): chloride transmembrane transport
Cellular component (GO): plasma membrane
Molecular function (GO): chloride channel activity; protein dimerization activity
Source: RefSeq, a predicted model, not a curated record
CAGGCGCGGCCCAGACAGACUCCGGCAGAGGCCUCCGGACGGUGCAGUCAAGUGGAGCGCCGAGGAGGAGGAGGAGAAGGAGGAGGAAGAAGAGGAGGAGGCCGAGGAAGAUUGGAGACUCAAGCUCAAGAGGUCCUGGCCACAGCACACGUCGCCGCCGCCGAAGAAGCACCGCUGGAAGUCGAAGAGCAAGGCGCAGCUGGCGGCGGGGCCCCGGGUCGACCCCGAGCAGCUCCCGGACCUGCAGCUCCCGGACCUGCAGCUCCCGGACCUGCAGCUCCCGCUGACGUACCGCAGGCCCACGAUCAGGUUCAGCGUCUGCGCAGACUCUCCAGGCCGCUUGUCCUUGGUGCCCACUUUGGACUGCCGCUCAACCUUCAGUGUCUUUAACGAGCUGGCGAUGAUGGGAGACCCAAAUGUCUUGGAAAUGGUGGCGGAAGGAACAAAAGGCCAUAAAGAAACAACCCAACAGUUUCCAUUAAGUGAGACGGUGAGCAGCAAGGAUACCAGCUUUCUCCUCCAGCAACCCCCAGGGACUGCUAAGCGACUCAAUUUGUUCCUGAGGCGGCGUCUUAUGUUUAAAAAAAGUGCGCAGAGUAAGGAUUCUGUCUACUUCCGAGAUGGGCUCAGGAAAAUUGAUUUUGUGCUUUCCUAUGUUGACGACAUAAAGAAAGAAGACUUAAAGGUGGACAGAAGAAGAGAAUUUGAAAAGAACCUCAGAAUAUCAGGUCUUGAGUUGGAAAUUGAAGACAAAAGGGACUCUGAAGAUGGAAAAACAUUCUUUGUCAAGAUCCAUGCCCCUUGGGAGGUAUUAGUUACCUAUGCUGAGGUGUUGGGAAUGAAAAUGCCUAUAAAGGAGAGUGAUAUUCCCCUACCUGUUCAAAACCCCUUUAGCUGUGUGCUUGGGCCACUGAAGCUUGACAGGAAUUUGAAGCAUCCUCAUCCUGAAUAUUUCACGGCCCAAUUCACCAGACAUCGGCAGGAGCUCUUCCUCAUUGAAGAUAAGGCAACCUUCUUUCCAUCCUCAGCAAGAAACAGAAUUGUUUACUAUAUUCUUUCACGGUGCCCUUUUGGCACAGAAGAAGGGAAGAAAAGGUUUGGGAUCGAAAGACUACUAAAUUCUAAUGUUUAUUCAUCUGCUUACCCACUUCAUGAUGGCCAAUAUUGGAGGCCAUCAGACCGCCACUCUCCUGUCAAUGAAAGAUAUGUGCUUCAUAAGAACUGGGCUCGGCUUUCCUAUUUUUACAAGGAGCAACCUUUACAUUUGAUUAGGAAAUACUAUGGAGAAAAAAUCGGCAUCUAUUUUGUCUUUCUUGGAUUUUACACAGAAAUGCUGUCUUAUGCAGCUGUAGUUGGCUUAGCUUGUUUUAUUUAUGGCUUGUUUUCCAUGGAGAGUAACACAAGCAGCAAUGAAAUCUGCCACCCUGAAAUCGGAGGUCAGAUCAUCAUGUGCCCACUCUGUGACAAACUGUGUGAUUAUUGGAGACUCAAUUCUACAUGUUUGGCCUCAAAAAUCUCCCAUUUGUUUGAUAAUGAGUCAACAGUGUUCUUUGCAAUAUUCAUGGGGAUUUGGGUCACGCUGUUUUUGGAGUUUUGGAAACAGCGACAGGUCAUACUGGAGUACGAGUGGGAUAUGGUGGACUUCGAAGAGGAGCAGCAGCAGCUGCAGCUGAGACCGGAGUUUGAGGCCAUGUGUAAGCACAGGAAAAUGAAUGAUGUGACUAAGGAGAUGGAGCCUCACAUGCCUCUCUAUAGUCGUAUUCCAUGGUAUGUACUCUCAGGAGCCACCGUGACAUUAUGGAUGACUCUUGUGCUCAGCUGCAUGGUUGCUGUGAUUGUGUACCGUCUGUCGGUCUAUGCUACAGUGGCUACCUUCAUGGAAUCCGACACAACCUUAAAGCCUGUCAGUCGUAUCCUUACUCCCCAGCUGACGACAUCACUCACAGGAUCGUGCCUGAACUUUAUUGUCAUCUUAAUCCUGAAUUUCUUUUACGAGAAAAUAUCUGCCUGGAUCACAAAAAUGGAAAUUCCUCGAACUCACCAGGAAUAUGAAAGCAGCCUCACCUUGAAAAUGUUCCUGUUUCAGUUUGUAAACUAUUACUCGUCUAUCUUCUACGUGGCUUUCUUUAAGGGGAAGCUGGUGGGCUAUCCUGGGAAAUACACAUAUAUGUUUAACAUCUGGAGAAGUGAAGAGUGUGAUCCUGCAGGAUGCCUGAUAGAAUUAACAACUCAAUUGACCAUCAUAAUGUUUGGGAAACAGCUAUUUGGAAACAUUAAAGAAGCCAUUUAUCCCCUUAUUUUGAAUUUGUGGCGACGCCGGAAAACGCGGACCCACUCUGAGAAAUUGUACAGCCGCUGGGAACAGGACCAUGACCUGGAGUCCUUCGGAAACCUGGGUCUGUUCUACGAGUACUUGGAGACAGUUAUCCAAUUUGGAUUUGUUACAUUAUUUGUGGCCUCUUUUCCUCUGGCUCCUCUUUUGGCUCUUUUGAAUAAUAUUUUAGAGAUCCGAGUCGAUGCCUGGAAACUUACAACUCAGUACAGGAGACCUGUGGCUGCUAAGGCUCAUAGCAUAGGCGUCUGGCAAGACAUCCUUUACGGAAUGGCUGUCCUCUCUGUUGCAACCAAUGCCUUUAUUGUUGCAUUUACAUCAGACAUCAUCCCCCGGUUAGUGUACUUGUAUGCCUACUCGGAAAACACCACGGAGCCUCUGAACGGAUAUGUCAACAACAGCCUGUCAGUGUUCCUGAUAGCGGAUUUUACCAACCGCACGGCGCCCACCGGGAAACGAGACUUCCUCACUUGCAGGUACCGAGAUUACAGAUAUCCUCCUGACCACGAGUUUAAAUACUCUCACAAUAUGCAAUUCUGGCAUGUCCUUGCUGCCAAGAUGACCUUCAUCAUAGUUAUGGAACACGUUGUGUUUAUAUUUAAAUUUCUAUUGGCCUGGAUGAUCCCUGAUGUUCCAAAAGAUGUUGUGGAGAGAAUCAAGCGAGAAAAGUUAAUGACUGUUAAGAUUCUCCACGACUUUGAACUCAAAAAAUUAAAAGAGAACUUGCGGCUGAGUUCCGAUAUUCUUGCCAAGGAAGUUCUGCUUCAAGAAAACAAGGCAGAGCUGGCGAAGGUAACAAUGUAAUCAGCAUAGCAAGCAAGCAACUGGUUGCCUUCCUUACUUCACUUUCUGUCCCUGGGUUUAGGGCUAGGGGUCAGAGCCAAGGUCAAUUGCAACUCUUCCUUUUUUUUUUGUUUUUUUUCCCAGCUCAAAGGUUUUGUACACUUUUGUAGAGCCUAACUUUGUAAUGUUGGAAGAGUUUCACUUGUUUGCUUCUUUGGCAGGGUUCUUCAAAUAUUGUUGACUGUAUUCUGUAAAUGAUUGCUGAAAGUGCAUAUGGAAGCAGAAUGUCAGAAAAUCAUGGGAUGUGGCAGUUUAGAGUAAAACACUGGAUUCGGGCUAUCCCAUCAUCCUCCAGGGCAUCUGCAUAUUUUGUGGUAUUCUGUUGGAUUGUUGUACAUCAAGGAGAAUGGUAAGAGAAAGAAAAAGAUAGCAGAGCGGUCUACCAAGCCAUACAUAACCUGUCAUCCUAAAAUAUGCAAAUGAAAAACCAAAAUCAGCUGACAUGGGAAAACUCACAUGCUAAAGAAUAUUGGGUAAAAGAUCAUGCCAGGGAUUUGUUCCUGAAAUCAUCCUGAGUAAACUAACCUUGCAUCAGGAACCCAGAUGAGUCCUUCCGGGAAAUGCAAAAUUGAUUUUCAGAUGACUGAACUUUGGGGUUCAACAAAGGACGAACUACUCAGUUCUUCAAAGACACACUUUCGGUGGCAGCAGUUUCAAGGCUAAGGGUGGUCAUACCUGGAAAAUAACAUCGCGCCGGUGGGUAUUGGGUCGUUUCAGGUCUUCAAGGAAGGGAAAUAUUGAGAAGUGAAUGUGUUUGUUUGUAUUUAGUAUUUAAAGAAUGCAAGGCAAUGUACAGUGAGGAAUGUAAUUACCUUAAUCUAGAAAAUCGUUGAAUAUUUUUAAAUCUUUUUUUUCCUUUUAAAAUGCCUAUUUUGCAUCAUGAAACCCUUUACGCAUCAGCUAUUUGUAUAAGUGAGAUAUAAGUUGUUUAUGACAUGUGAUAAACAUCUUUGUUUUAAAGCAUUAUCCAAACUUUUCGUAAUUUGAUGACCUUUUCUAUUGGUGUAUCAAUUCACACACUGUUCAGUGCCUUGUUCCUAUGCCUUUGCCAUACAAAAAUGGUACUGCUGGCCAUUGAUGUGCUGUGAUGUGCUAUGGCAACUUCUCAGAAACUGUUGGCUUAACACCAGCUCAGGGUUGGAAACCCAAUGAAAAUCAACCAAGAACGAUGCCUGCAAUGAAGGCGAUAACUAACUGAACAAAUGGUGUGUUGAAUGAUUUCUCUCACAGUUAAACGUGUGAUCCAUGGACACCCAUUCUUGCUUUACUUUAAAAAUUAUAAAAACACUGAACACACAAUGUCUGUGUGUGUAUAUACACCUACAGACACACACAUACACUGGUAUAUAUACUGGUAUGUACUAUCAAAUAAGAGAUACAGUCUAACUAGAUAGCAUUUAACUAUCUAGUUUAAAUUAUUCUUCAGUGGCAAAAUAAUAGUAUUUUUUAAAUCGCAUACAUAGAACUAUUAUCAACAAUUUGUUUAAAGUUUUUUUUAAACACUAGUGUUUGAUUAUUUGAUACUAUAAAUUUGUGUGGAAUUGCCAAUAUUAAGUAGAUGACAGUUGGAAUUAGCUAAUGAUCACUAUUAAGGACAUAGAACUGGAGAUUAUGAAUUCUAUAAAAGCAUGAGUCAGGUAUCCCAGGAUUGGCAGUACUGUGCUUGUCAUCCACUGGGGAUAUUUUGUGAAUGUUUUUGUAUAAAUUAAAAACAACGCAUUAGUGAGAGACUAUUUCUCAUGUGGGGGGAAAGCCAGUCUUACUUGAGGAAACUAGUCGAGGUGACUAUGCAGCAAGAUGCUAUACCUCUGGCUUGUUAAACCAAUCUCUCUGUGUUAUUAUGAUGUUGUGUGUUGCACACAGCUUGUAUCGUUUCCUUCCUGGGUGCUGAUAAAAAUAAGGAAGAGCAUGUGAACCAGUUUACUGGAUAUAAGAUUUCAUUGUUAAGGCUUAAAAGUAUUGGAAGAGAUAGAAUGUAUGAUAAAUAAAAAUAAAUGUUACUCAUGAAGUUAAUUAUGCACUGCAAUUUUAAAACACGUUCAAAUGUUUGGUUCUGGGGUGUAUAAUGAAACCAUUAAAGAAAGAAAUCAUUUGUA